This is a messenger RNA of Necator americanus (New World hookworm), 207 nucleotides long. RefSeq lists its product as uncharacterized. The coding region runs from base 1 to 207 and encodes 68 amino acids. Lineage: Eukaryota; Metazoa; Nematoda; Chromadorea; Rhabditida; Ancylostomatidae. The transcript is spliced from 2 exons. The record is from RefSeq and is a predicted model, not a curated record.
AUGAUUGCACGUUUCUGUUACAUUCUUCUCGUCCUCACUGCUUUUGCAAACUACGGAACGCUAGCCAGUUUUAUGCCGGAAUGUAAAGACUUCUUUCCCUCCCAAGCAUGUCGAAAUUUUGAUAGAAGUACAAGGUUGUGCUCAGAACCUACUAGGAGGGGUGAAGCGUUCGAGAUUUGUAGGAAGACAUGUGGUCUCUGCUGGUAA